Cokeromyces recurvatus is the source of this 2025-nucleotide messenger RNA. RefSeq lists its product as uncharacterized. Lineage: Eukaryota; Fungi; Mucoromycota; Mucoromycetes; Mucorales; Mucoraceae. The transcript is spliced from 9 exons. Bases 364 to 1956 code for a protein of 530 amino acids. The record is from RefSeq and is a predicted model, not a curated record.
GAUAAAGAUGAAAAGGAUAAAGUCGAAAAGGAUAAAGUCGAAAAGGAUAAAAACGAAAAAGAUGUAGAAAAGGACAAAGAUAAACUAAAUGAGAAUAUAAACGACACAGGGAAAGGCAAAGAAAAAGAGCUAAAGAGGAAGAAAAGCAACGAUGAUAAUGAUGACUUAUUAGAGAAAAAACGAAAAGCAUCAACAGAAGAAGUAACCGAACAAAAUAAAAGAAAGAAUGUAGAUAAUCCACCGCCCAAGAUUACAUUCACUAUUCCAUCAAAGACAAAAAAUACAUCAUUUAAUACUAACACCAGCAUUAAACUUACUCCAAAGCCCCCAUCAUCAAAUGUUGAUUUAACAUCUAUAUUAAAGAUGGUUGGAAAGCAUUCUACAUCAUCAAAUACACCUUCUUCACCUAACUUAUCCUUAUCUAAAUACCCGCCAAUUGCACCUAAAAACAUAAGCUAUCGUGCACCUUUAAACUUAUUUUCAGCAAUACCUUCAAAUCAUAAUAAUUUAGAAUCUAAUCAUGAACAAAAAUCAAGCUUAAUACAAUACAAUAAUUUGCCAUCUCAUUAUACGACUACUUCUACUCCAGUAAAACGAAUAUUACCUAAUAAUCGAGAUCCUAGAUUAGAUCCACGUAUUACAACAACAGUCGAAAGUCCAAAAAGAGUAAACUUCCAAAGCACACCUUUUCUAUUUCAAGGAGUUAUUUCAAAAGGGGGGAAGUAUAUAUCAUCUAUCACUUUAGAAGGAAAGCAGCAUUGUUAUCAUAAAGAACAAAUACAAGAACUGAUUUCUACUUCAGGGAAAAAUAAAGAAAUUAGAAAUGAAAUUUGUAUAUCUUCCUUUUUACCUUUAAAGAGGUUAAAUGAUUUUAUUGGUAAUAGAGAACUAAGCUUUAUGGCUAUUUCAGCAAAAGAUCAAAUUGUAGAAAUUAGCAAAUUAAAGAGUUUUAUGCAAGUGAAUGAAAUUGUUGGAGUUGUUUCCCAUGCUAAUAAGCCUACAGAAGCACUUGUUAUUUUACCUACGUCUGAAUUAAAAAAGUUGACAAAUUUAACAGCAGAAACAGACUUGGAGGUGAAAUCUUAUAAUCAAAUAUGCGCUAUCUAUUUAGAUAAUUUAUCAAAAAGACCUAAAAUAAUGGAUGAAAUGGAAUAUGAGAAUGAAGAUGAAUUAGAGUCAUCUCAAUUAUUUUUAUGGAAUAGAGUGGCAUCCUAUCUAAGAUUUCCUACUCGUUUAAAGGCAUUAAGACCAUUAUCACAAUUCCUUGUAUAUGGUCAAUCUGAAUCCUCACUCAUGUUAAGAAGAGCUUUAGUGAAUGAAAAGAAUCAAAGUUCAAUACAAACUAAUCCUACAAAUAAGCAAUAUGUUAUGAUGUUUGAUAGAUACAAUGGAAUGCUUUUUAAUAGAAGCAUGUUGAAGCAUAAAAAGGAACCUACAACACAAAUAUGGGAAUUUGGUGUCCAUGAUUUAUCUAGUGAUGAAAUAGCUUCUGCUUGCGAAGUGUUUCCUAAUAAUACAGGAGGUUUCAUUACAACUGAUAUAGAGAAUAUUGUAAAUAAUCCAGACAUCAUUAAUACCAUUUCCAGACAAAUUAAAAAGUUUAAUGAAUAUUCAAUUGCUUAUGGAGAAUGGAAGUUUAUUUUACCAAAUAAUUUUAUUUAUCAUUUAGAUCAAGCUAUCCGAAAUAAGAAAUUGACAGAAAAAAUGCAAACAGCGAUUAUUGAAGUGACUGUAGCCCUAACUAAAAAUACAAUUCAAAUCAUGAAAUUAUGGCCCGAGGAACAAGAAGACAUGAGCUUUAUUCAUUUUAUGGAAGGUAUCCUUCAGAGCUAUUAUAAGAAUUAUCAGCAUUUUGUCUAUGUAGAUGAUAUUUUAUCUGUUUCUGAAGAUAAAAGAAAGCAUCAUUUAUCUAUUGAUUUUGUACAAAGUGACCAAAUUUACAAUAUUUAUAAAUAAAUUUGCGCAUAAUAAUUUCCAUUGCUAGCCGUCCUAUUUUAAUUUUAAACGCAGCCAUCGCUAUUUUAG